Messenger RNA from Ustilago hordei, 2706 nucleotides. RefSeq lists its product as uncharacterized. Lineage: Eukaryota; Fungi; Basidiomycota; Ustilaginomycetes; Ustilaginales; Ustilaginaceae. Bases 1 to 2706 code for a protein of 901 amino acids. Gene Ontology annotation, molecular function: beta-glucosidase activity. Gene Ontology annotation, biological process: glucan catabolic process. The record is from RefSeq and is a predicted model, not a curated record. The transcript has a single exon. Gene Ontology annotation, cellular component: extracellular region; cell surface.
AUGGUCGGACGUCGACCAAGCACCCCCUCUCGUGCUCGACUUCCCGAGUCAUACGAGCUCCCCGCAUCACCCCGUCAACCAGCCGUUCAGGAACCCCUCCUCAAUGCAGACAACUCUUUCGCUACCACCGACCCCGACUCCACCUCCGGCUCCCUCUCACCUCUUCCCUCACAAGCACCUCGCUGGUCACGCUCCAACUCCCGCUACAGCAAUCCCGACCCAUCCCUAGACUCCAACCUCGAUCCUAACAUCUCCUCCUCCGCCCCCGCCUACAACUAUGACCAUUCCUACAACCAUUACCGAUCUUCCUCCCCGACCGCGCCCCAAGCCAUCCAGGAACGGCCCUUCACUCCACCAUUCGCCCGCUCGGCUUCCCGACCGACCUCGCUAGCCAGCUCUCACAUGCUCAGUGUUCGAUCGCAGAGCGACUAUGAUUCGAUCUAUCAGCUUUGGCGUCAGAGUGGAACACCUUCUUCCUUUAGGGACCUUGCUGGAGAUGAUGCUGCAAGUGGAUACUAUGACACGACGAGACCAAGUAGUGCUGUGGACUUGGAAAAGAUCGAACAGUACCGUUCGGGUGCGUAUGCUCCUAACUCCCCGCCAUUGGCUCAACAACCUUUGCAUAAGGGCGAGGUAGGGACGAAGGGGCCGAAGGAUUACCGUGCUGUUGGACUAGCCAAGUAUGGAAGGGGGAAAGACCAGCAGAUGUCGACAAAGAACAAGUGGUUGAUCGUUCUGGCUGUUUCAGCUGUGAUUGCUAUGCUUACUAUUGCUAUCGUCCUACCUAUCACCCAGCUCUUGCUCAAGUCGGACAGUAGGAGUGCUAAAGCUGGGCAAGGCUCCGGCUCCUCUUCUGGCGGGUCUGAUCAAGGCUCCAACUCAGCAAGUGGCAAACAGUUUCAAGUAUGGGGCACAAAUGGAUCAACUAUCGACCUAGGCAACGGCCGCAGCUUCACCUACAUCAACCGCUUUGGUGGCAGAUGGGCUUCUCAGCCGUUUGAUAACUCUGCCCAAGCACAGAACUAUACGCCGCCACUAGAUCAAGAAUUCGACUUUGCGCGCAAUCGUAUGCUUGGCGUUAACCUCGGCGGAUGGCUCGUCACAGAACCUUUCAUCGUUCCAGCUCUCUACGAGCUCUAUGAAAACACUUCCAGCCCAGCAGUGGACGAGUUUACCCUUUCCCAAAAGUUUCUCCAGGAGGGAGGCCAGGAUAACUUGCGCGCUAAGAUGACGCAACACUACGAUACCUUUAUCACCGAAGAGGACUUCGCUCGGAUUGCUGGUGCGGGUCUCAACUGGGUUCGACUACCGAUUGGCUUCUGGGCCCUGGAGACGUAUGCAAAUGAGCCGUUUUUGGAGGGUGUAGCAUGGAACUACGUCCUCAAAGCAAUCCAGUGGGCGAGAAAGUACGGUCUGCGAAUCAACCUCGACUUGCACGCAGUCCCCGGCUCACAGAACGCCUACAACCACUCCGGUCGAGUGGGCUUCAUCAACUUCUUGCAGGGCUUGAUGGGCAAAGCUAACGGCGAGCGAACAAUCAACUAUAUUCGACAAAUCACCCAGUUCAUCUCCCAAGCCGAGAUCCGUCCUGUAGUACCCAUGUUCUCUGUCAUCAACGAACCCUAUGCCAUCUCUAUCGGCCAACCAGCCCUCCAAUCCUGGUACUCCCAAAUCUACACCACCAUCCGAAACAUCACAGGCACCGGCGCAGGUAAGGGACCCUAUAUCACCAUUCACGAUGGUUUCCUCCCCCUCUCCAACUGGCAAGCUUUCCUUUCUGGCGGAGACCGAAUUGCAUGGGAUACCCACCCGUACAUCUGUUUCGGUCAACAAAACAACGAUCCUUGGGACACUCAGGUCAUGAAACCCUGCAAGCAAUUCACCCCACUCCUAGACAAUGCACGAUCGAACAUGGGUGUAAGCAUGGGCGGAGAAAUGUCGCUCGCCAUCAACGAUUGUGGGUUGUUCCUAAAUGGUGUAGGCGAUGGAUCUCGGUACGAUGGAACAUACUCCGGUCCUACUCCGGGUAAUUUCCCGAGGAUUGGUAGCUGUCAGCCGUUCGAUGACUAUGAGAACUAUAGUGCCGAGAUGAAGCAAGGUUUGCGAAGGUUUGCGUUGACAAGUAUGGAUUCUUUGCAAGAUUUCUUCUUCUGGACUUGGCGGAUUGGUAAUUCGCUCCGCACAGGUAAACCGACUGCUCCCAUGUGGAGUUACUCGCUCGGGCUGGAACAGGGUUGGAUGCCAACCAACCCGCUGGGUGAGAGUCAUGGCGCUUGCCAAGCCCAAGCUUCGCGCAUUGGAACAAGUGUUGCCACCGCCACAUGGGGUCGCGCUUUCCAGAGUUGGCAGACUGGUCGCGCAGGAAGCUACAACCCCGAUACAGGAGCCAAUCCCUGGCCACCGCAAAGCAUCGUCAGUGCAAAUCGUGCUGUUAACCAACUUGCCAGCUACACAGCGACUAAACCCAUUACCCCACUCGCAACUCCAACCUUGACGAGGACGGCAACGUUGGCAGGUGAGCCAACAGCUCCACCAACACUCAGUGGAUGGUUCAACGGAGACCAGAACUCGCCCUUUUAUACGGCGAUUGGCGGCUGUAGCUAUCCAGAAGAUCAGUAUAACUUGGGUGCGUUCGACGCUAAUGGUUGGCCUUGCAGCGGCGGUGGUGUUAAACAGAGGAGGGCGGAGCCCACUGCUCUGCCGUAG